AUGAUGGCAACACAAAUGGCGACCGCCAUACCCAAACGACGCGCUCGUUUGCUGAGCUGUUUGGUGCUCCUGCUCAGCAUGCCUUUGCUUCAGAGCCCUGGUCAUGCCAACGUCAUGGCCAGCCAAGCCGCGGGCAACGAAGCAGUGCUUGCUGGCGCCAUGCCGAAAGUGUUCGCGGCAACAAGGUAUUGGAACGCUGCGCACCCACAACCACCAGGACACAAUGCCCAGCAUCCAGACUUCAGUGGAGUUUGGCAGCUGGAGCGCAGUGAGAACCUCAGCGGCUUCAUGCAGGCUAUCGGCUACAACGUUCUCCUGGCCAAGGCCGCCGGUCUCGCCCGCGUCAAGCAGACCAUCGAGCAGAAGGUGACGGAGCUGCACUUCGUCUUCGAGGUCAACCCUCCUUUGCUGUCACCUCGCCGGGAGUUCGUGGUGCCGAUCGGCGCCCCCGAGGUCCUGAUGAGCGACGAUGCUGGUCGGGACAUGCUUCUGCUGAAUCCCGUGUGGCAGGGUGACAUCUUCAGCGCCGGCCUACGAUACGUGAACCCCAAGCACGACCUGACGAUUGAUCGCUACAUGGAGGAUGGGAGAAUGGUGGAGCACGUGCGCUACCCCGAGCGGGGGAUUGAGAUGCGCCGGAUCUUUCGCAAGGGCUGCUAG
Molecule: messenger RNA, 660 nt
Organism: Symbiodinium natans
Lineage: Eukaryota; Dinophyceae; Suessiales; Symbiodiniaceae
Source: the annotation of a GenBank genome assembly